GGGGAAGGUAAAUACCAAGCACAAAGAGGAAGUUGUUGUCAAGUGUCAGUAGCCCUUUCCAGCAUCAAACAUCCAGGAAAAUGACAGUAUUUUUCUCUUUUGAAGCCGUAGACGUUUAGAAAUAACUCUGGAGGAAGCCGUCGCCCUGUUGGAACUAUAUCUAGUUGUAAUGAUAAUUUCAUUUUCCUGGGCUAUUUACUUUAUAUUCGUGUCGAAGCCACUGUUUGGGAAGAACUAGCUAGCGUUAGCAAUGGGUCGAUGACACGGACUGCACUGAAGCAGAAGAGUUUGACUGAACGCCGCCUUCCUCCUCUCGCUCUUGAGGGACUGAGGAGGCAACAUGGAUUUCUCCAAAUUCCUGGACGAUGAUUUCGAUGUCAAAGACUGGGUGAACGGAGCCUUCAAGGUGGUGCAGAAGGACGCGCCGGGGAAGGCGGACACACACGCAGCUACACUGGUCAUGAAGCUACAGCUAUUCAUCCAGGAAGUCAACAAUGCCAUUGAGGAGAGCAGUAUCCAGGCCCUCCAAAACAUGCCUAGAGUGCUGCGAGAUGUGGAGGCUUUGAAACAGGAGGCUGCCUUCCUCAAGGAGCAGAUGGUUCUGGUCAAAGAGGACAUCAAGAAGUUUGAGCAAGACACUGUGCAGUCGAUGCAGGUCCUGGUGGAGAUAGAUCAAGUGAAGAGCCGCAUGCAUCUGGCAGCUGAUGCUCUGCAGGAGGCAGACAAGUGGAGCACACUGAGUGCAGAUAUUGAGGAGACCUUCAAAACACAGGACUUUGCUGUCAUUUCCUCCAAGCUGACCAGCAUGCAGAACAGCCUGGCCAUGUUGGUGGACACACCAGACUACUCUGAAAAGUGUGUCCACCUGGAGGCUCUGAAGAACAGACUGGAGGCCCUGGCCAGCCCACAAAUAGUCGCGACCUUUAAUUCCAUGUCUAUAGACCAAGCCAAGCUGUUUGUUAAAGUCUUUACAGAGAUCGAUCGAAUGCCUCAGCUCCUUGCCUACUACUACAAGUGUCACAAGGGCCAGUUGGUGAGCAUGUGGCAGGAUCUCUCCCAGAGCGAGCUCAGUUUGAAUCAGCAGCUUUCUGAAUUCUACGACACUUUAAUCUCUACGUGGCACUCUCAACUGCAGUGGAGCAGCCAGGUGUUCAAGAACCCGUACGAAGUGGUGACCGUGCUGCUGAUCCAAACUCUGGGAGCCAUGGUUCCUUCCAUCCCUGUGUGCCUGAGUACAGCCUUGGAGCGGGCGGCCCAAGAGCAGCGUCUCGACACCCUGCUGGAACUCCACCAAACCACGUCCACCUUCGGACACAGCCUGGAGGCCGCCAUGCUGCCGCACUUGGGUGAGAACAAUCUGCUGAAGGUGAAUGAGCUGGUCUGUGCGCUGUAUGACCCCUACAAACCUUAUCAGCUGCAGUAUGGAGAUCUGGAGGAAGCUCAUCUUCUCAUCCAGAUCAGUGCUGUACCUUUGGAACGCGGGGAGGUAAUUGAUUGCGUGGAAGAGUUGAGCCACUCUGUCGGUAAAUUGUUCGGCCUGGCCAGCGCCGCUGUGGACCGCUGUGUCAAACUGACUGAUGGCCUGGCCGUGUGUGGCCUCCUAAAAGCCCUCAAAGCCCUCUUCACCAAGUACAUGUCAGACUUUUCCAGAACGCUGCAGUCAAUCAGGAAGAAGUGUAAACUGGAGGAUACUCCAAGUUCAUCAGUUUUCCAGGAGGACUGGACAGCCUUCCAGAACUCUGUCAGGAUUAUUGCCACUUGUGGAGAACUGUUGAGACAAUGUGGAGCGUUUGAGCAGCAGCUGUCAAACAAGAUCCUGGGCACGGCGGGUAAGUACCUGUCAGAGUCGUACAGUCCACGCAGCCUGGCGGGCAUCCAGGAGACCAGCUCCACUGAGAGGAAGAGCGCCACCAAGAACCCCUGGCAGGAAUACAACUACCUUCAGAGGGGAAACAUGGCUGAAUACAACAGCCUGAUGGAGGUCCUCUACUCGCUAAAGGAGAAGGGGACAGGUAACUCCAGCCUGUUAGCAGAGCCCAGAUCUGCUCUGACCAGACUCAACCAGCAAGCCAACCAGCUGGCCUUCGACUCCGUCUUCCUGCAGAUCAAACACCAGCUCUGCCUUGUCUCCAAGAUGGAGAGAGAAGAGGCACCUGCUUUUGGAGAGCGCUACACAGAGGACCUGCCUACUUUCAGCCUGUCGCCGCAGGAAUACAUUACUAAUAUCGGGCAGUACCUGAUGUCUCUGCCUCUCCACUUGGAGCCAUUUGUGACUCAGGAGGACCCGGCACUCGAGUUGGCCCUACAUGCCGGGAAGCUGCCUUUCCCUCCAGAGCAAGGCGAUGACCUCCCAGAGCUGGACAACACAGCAGACUACUGGCUGGGCUCCAUCGCUCGGGCGACCAUGCAGACCUACUGCGACGCCAUCCUGCUCAUUCCCCAACUGAGCGUCCAUUCCACUAAACAGCUGGCCACAGACAUCGAUUAUCUGAGCAACGUGAUGGACGCUCUGGGCCUGCAGCCCUCCCGAUCCCUGCAGCACAUCGUCACCCUGCUGAGGGCCAAACCAGAAGACUACAGGCAGACCGCCAAGCUGCUGCCUCGUCGAGUGGCGUCCACCAUCGCCGCCGUGCGGGGCAUCGACUACUAACAGCGAGGAGAGAGGAACACCAGGGACUCACAGACAUGUUUGACCGGUUUCCAGCUCGUGAAGAAGAAUGUUAUAUAAUAGUUGGUUUACGUGUUACAGCCCUUUAAGUUUCAAGUUCGGGAGGCUACAGCAUUUUUAGGAUUAUUGUCCUGUCUAGAUGGGAUUCAGGGGAAUGUUCAGAGAUUGAAAAUCAGGGUGGUUUUUUUAUACUGAUUAAUGUUGAGUGUGACUUUGGAUGAGGCCUUCAAGUCUAGCCAAAAGACGACUGCACAUCGUUCAUUUUUGCAUUUAUGAGUUACAGAAGCAUUUAAGGGAAGUAACAAAAUGUACAUCACUUUAAAUCAUGUUAUUUGUUUAUUUGUCAUGCUAAUUCAUCUAUGAUAUUAAAUUAUAAUAAGGGUUUGAGCUGCGUCGUUUUCUGUUAAUUGAGCUUCACAUUCAGCAGUUGAUGUAAAGGUGAGGGUGGUGGUAGGCUGAACCGAUGGUUUGGAUACCUUCUGUUUUUCCAUGCAGUUUCAUGAAAGUCUGUACAUAAAACGUAAAACACUAAAACAGGGCCUGUCAUGUUACUUUCCAUUAAAGUACGUUUGUUCUUUAGAUGAACAAGUUUGUAAUGUAAUCUAGUUUAAUAAACGUACGGCCUUUUCCUUGAA
Acanthopagrus latus (yellowfin seabream) is the source of this 3303-nucleotide messenger RNA. RefSeq names its product component of oligomeric golgi complex 7 (gene cog7). The coding region runs from base 341 to 2650 and encodes 769 amino acids. Gene Ontology annotation, biological process: intracellular protein transport; Golgi organization; retrograde vesicle-mediated transport, Golgi to endoplasmic reticulum. The record is from RefSeq and is a predicted model, not a curated record. NCBI's taxonomy places the organism in Eukaryota, Metazoa, Chordata, Actinopteri, Spariformes, Sparidae. The transcript is spliced from 17 exons. Gene Ontology annotation, cellular component: COG complex.